Archocentrus centrarchus (flier cichlid) is the source of this 5552-nucleotide messenger RNA. It is a transcript of the gene tex2, whose product is annotated as testis expressed 2. Gene Ontology annotation, molecular function: lipid binding. The coding region runs from base 300 to 3857 and encodes 1185 amino acids. Gene Ontology annotation, cellular component: endoplasmic reticulum. The record is from RefSeq and is a predicted model, not a curated record. Lineage: Eukaryota; Metazoa; Chordata; Actinopteri; Cichliformes; Cichlidae. The transcript is spliced from 13 exons.
CUCCGGCUGGGUGCUCAGGCCAGCCAGCCUUCGGCAGCUAGCCCGCCGUGCCCCGUCCCUCCGCAGGCUCCGGGCUGCAGAUAAAAGGCGCUCCACGCUGGGAAUCGCAUUACGCAGCUUCAAAGCCUGGAUGCAGAGCAACCCAGUGGCCUGCGGAUGAAGAUGCGAUAUCUACGGUAUUAUUGAAGGUACGUUAGCAUCGUGAUCCAUGGCUGUGCUGUGUGUGUCUGUGCAGAUUGUGUUGCAAGAGGAGAUUGAAUGCCUCUAAAAUCUCAAGGCCGUGAGCCCUGUGCAGGGUGAUGAUGAGCAGUCAGGGCAGCAGCAGCAGGGGAAGUGGCCAGCAUGCUGACACUCCUCCCCCUCGUCACACUCCUGGACCCAAGCUGCAGGUGCAGCGUUCCCUCUCUCGUGACACCAUCACAAUACACUUCUCUGCUCUGGGCAAGGAGGAAGAUGAUGAGGAAGAAGAGCUCUUUGGGAUACCUGCUGGAUCUGUUAAAGCCAAGUCUGUCCUUGAUGGUGCAGGGGGACUUCAAGCUCCAGCUUCAGCAGCUGAUGACCAGUGUGUCACUACAGGUUUGGAAGCAAAAGAGGGGCUGCUGUUUGAAUCUGCUGGUGCAGAGACCCUCUCAGAACCUGCUGUUCUCCCUGUUUCAUCCACCACCUUAUCUGCGCAGCCCUCAGACCCUCAGCCACACAUACCCUCUCCUGCCUUUACUAUUAAUCAAACCCCCACCCUCUCCCACCAGAGCCCCAAUCCUCCUGCCAGCUUCUCCUGGCCCUCUGAACGGCCCCUGGUCAAUCCGUUGCCCACAAGUUCCAGCUCCUCUUCACCUUGCAAGUCUGCAGCGCUGUCAUCCUCCAAGCCUUUUCUCAGUCUGGUCAGGUCUUUGUCCAAUGAUGUUGAGUCUCGAGAAACCGCUCCUUCACUUUCCACUGUAGCACCAACCCAUGCACGCCACCGACACUUAAUGAAGUCUUUUGUUAAGUCCCUGUCCACAGACACUUCUAAGGCUGAACAUUCAGAAGGGCCUGUUCAGCAUCAGCAAAUCCAGCCAUCCCAUCGGCCUCCACCUCGCAACAUGCAGCUCUUCAAACAGUUCUCCCAACCCCGUUUAUCCUCCAGUCCCAUUGUUGUGACCCAAGCAGGUGGAGACUCUAAAACAGCCCCCUCCUCUCCCAUCAUGUCUCCAGAUGGUAGGUCUUUCUUCAAAGUCCAAGAGGUGGAGGCCAAGAUAGAGGAUACCAAGCGUCGACUGUCAGAAGUGAUGUCAGAUCCUCUGCAGCUUUUUAGUAAGAUCAUGGGGGAUGAGUCUGGUACGGGGUCUGUUGGAAGUGCCGCUCAUCGUGCCAAAUCGCUGUCCUCCAGCGCAUCAGAGCUCAGUGGAGUAACGGCGGUAAAUGGACAUGGAGAAGGUAUCAACAACAACUACAGCAUCAAAGAGGAGGAGGGGGCAGAAGGAGAAGAAGAGGAAGAAACCCCCACGGCAAAGGGCCCUGAGUCAGGUUUUUUCUCUUUCCCGUCACUCGCACCAGCCCUCACCCAGGCCUCAUCUUCUGCUCUCCACAAAUCUCCCUCUCUCACUCUGGGCCGCUGUUCAAUGUCAGCCCUGGUAGCUCGACAGGAGGAUGAGGACUUCUGCGAACUAUACAGUGAAGACUUUGAGCUAUGUACUGAUACAGAGACACCAGAUGGGGAUCGUUCCGGGUCCCGGCAGCCCCAUACUGGCAGCACUGGUUUGUGCAGUGAGCUCGAUCCUGAGGAAGAAAGAGUGGAAGAAGAAGCUGAGACUAUACCCGUGGCUGGCCUCAUUAUCUUAACACAGUUGGUGUAUUGGUACUUAGUCCUUCCUGUGCCACCAUGUGUAUGUUCAGUGGUACACGGGAUAAUAGCGGGGUUCGCGUUGGCUUUGCUGGUGCUUUGGCUGUCUUCUCCUCGGCCCUCCUCAUCAGCAAGCAGAAAAAGGAGGCGAAGGAUAGAGCAAUGGAAUGUGGCCCAGCUGGAUAUCAAAGAACCAGGAAUAUUCAAGGGCUGGAUGAAUGAGAUCCACAGCUAUGACCCAGAGAUGUACCACGCCACCCUGACCCACUCUGUUUAUGUCCGUCUAGAGGGCUCCGUCCUGCGUCUGUCCAAGCCCAACCGCAACAUCUCCCGCCGUGCCACACACAAUGAGCCUAAACCUGAUGUCACUUACAUCAGCCAGAAGAUCUACGACUUGACUGACAGCAAGAUAUACCUGAUGCCUCAAAGCUUGGCUAGGAAGAGAGUUUGGAACAAGAAAUAUCCCAUUUGCAUUGAGCUGGCCAAGCAGGAUGACUUCAUGUCCAAGGCCCAGGGAGAAAGGCCUGAAGCUGGGGAAGAAAAAUCGACAGUUCAGAUUGAGAAGGUAGAUAAAACAGACAAGGGUGAGAAGGCAGAAGGAUCGGCAUCAGCAGAGGAACCCAAAAAACCAUCCUUUGGAGGAGGGGAUCUGACUAUCUACCUUUUCGGGAGGACGGGUCGGGAAAAGGAGGAGUGGUUCCGUAGAUUUCUUCUAGCAUCCCGAAUGAAGUCAGAGGGGAGAGGCGCCAGUUUGCCUGGCAUUUGCAAGAGUGCCUUCUUACCCUCCCACAGUCGCAGUAGCAGCAUUCAGUCUGCUGGAGGCCUGGAAGCUGACAGCAGGAGCAGCAGCCGGGGAAGCCUGGAGGAACUGUCUCAGUCUCAGUCUCGUCACAGAGAGACCUCCGCUGCUCUCGCCUGUGGCUCUACUGCAGGCUUGAAGCAGAAGAUGCUGUUGGACUAUAAUGUCUACAUGGCCAAAUACGUGAGUCUCCAAGCGCCACCAAGAAGCCCAGCUGCCACUGACAGUCCUGGGAACAGCCCCGAGAGCAGCCCCCAAACUACCAAAAAGCUGCGCAGGAGUUCAGAAGAGACUCCGGAGCCUGAGGCCUGGGUCAAUGCUUUUCUUGGAAGGAUAUUCUGGGACUUCCUGGGAGAGAAGUAUUGGGCGAAUGUAGUAUCCAAAAAGAUCCAAAUGAAACUCAGUAAGAUCAGGCUGCCGUAUGUUAUGAAUGAGCUGACUCUGACAGAGCUAGACAUGGGCUUUUCCAUUCCUAAGAUCCUCCGUGCCUCCAAACCUUCAGUGGAUCACCAAGGUUUGUGGUUUGAUCUGGAGGUCUCCUACACGGGUUCUUUCCUCAUGACAUUGGAGACCAAGAUGAAUUUGGCCCGUCUGGGAAAAGAGGGCGAAGGCCUUGGAGAGCACGGGAAAGAAUGGUCCAGGCCACGGACAUACUGUCUGGCAGACAGUGAUGAGGAAUCAUCUAGUGCUGGUUCAUCGGACGAGGAGGAUCCUCCAGAACUCCUUAGUGACAAACCUGUUCUGCCUGGAGCAGAGGGCUAUGUGGGAGGCCACAGACCCAGCAAGAUCAUGCGCUUUGUGGACAAGAUAGCCAAGUCAAAGUACUUCCAGAAAGCCACAGAGACGGAGUUCAUUAAGAAGAAGAUGGAGGAAGUAUCAAACACGCCCUUGCUGCUCACCGUGGAGGUGCAAGAGUGCCGCGGGACUCUGGCUGUCAACAUCCCACCUCCCCCAACAGACAGGAUAUGGUAUGGUUUCCGGAGUCCGCCUCACCUGGAGCUCAAAGCACGGCCUAAACUCGGUGAAAGAGAGGUGACUUUGGUGCAUGUAACAGAGUGGAUUGAGAAGAAACUGGAUCAGGAGUUCCAGAAAAUAUUUGUGAUGCCAAACAUGGAUGAUGUGUGGCUACCCAUAAUGCACUCUGCCAUGGAUAUGCGCUCAAAUGCCAACUUGUUUACUGUGACAAAUGAUGCCUUGAAGGAUCCAGAACCUGAAUCUGAUGUCUCCGACAUGUGAAGGCACGCCGGGUUGAGGUGGACAGUUUUUAAUCGCAGCAAUGGGCUCGGCUGCCCCUCCAAUAUUUUUACCCCUACUCCUGCCCUGCUGUCGCACCAGUCCAUACCCUCUCAUGAAGUGUGCGCUCUAAACGAUCAGAAAUCUACUCAUUUCUGGCUACUAAAAGCAACAGAGCAGAGAGGAUAGUGACUCACGGAUUGCCGACCAUUCACACAGUUUUAGUGUGACAUCAAAUAUUAUGAUUCACUCUGAUGAAAUACGAUUUUUUUUUUUUUUUUUUUUGGGAACUGUUGAAACUGUUCAACAAGUGUGCACCACGGUGGAUUGACAAAUAGCCAUCUGAUCCAACCGGAGGAACCAUAAUACCUGUGAUGUACAGCUGCACCAAACAUGAUAGUUGUACAGUGGAAACCUUUUAUGUGACAUUUCUAAUUGACUGGUUUAUUGUUGCUAUAACUCUCUGAGAACUCUUGAGGUCACUAAUGAAGAGCGUGUAUAUGUGAGCGAUCAAACAGCUGACAGAAUAUUCCUUUAAAUUUGGAGAUGAUUUUGCUGAGAACCCCCCCCCCAACAGCACCUGUUAUUACACAUUUCACAGCGGAUAUCAAGACACAUUUAUCAUCCAUUCACAGUGCUGCCUGUGCCAGCUGCCUGGCACUUAUAUGCAAACCAAUCAACGGCACUGUGUCCAUAAAAGACACUGGGUCUGUUUUAGAGUUAAGGACUGUCGUAUCUUACGGCCUUGUGUGCGUUUAACUGUGUCAUAGGAAUUACAGCUAAAACUGGCUUUAGAGGGGUCGUGUGAAUUGAAAUACAUCUGCAAACAGCGAACCAUUGCCUAGGUCUGUUGAAUGUAAACAUAGGAAUGCAGCUCCAUAGCUGGAAUAGCUCAUUCACUGAAAACGUGCUUCUAAGCGACACGUUUCAAGCGCUCUUUUCGUGUUCUAUUCAGAGUUGACAAAAAGUAAUAAUUUUCUAUUUUUUAUUGCCAAAGCAAUCUUUCAGUCUGAUUUAAAAGAGAGAAAAAUAAGGGGAGUGUGUGUGUGUGUGUGUGUGUGUGUGUGAGGUAAACAGGAAGUCAGAAGACAGAGAAAUAUUCUGCAGGGAGUGAUUUUAAUGAGCAGGAGGCUGAAAUCGUUUUAGUCAAAUGGAAACGAAUAAACUCAGAAAUGUGUAGUUAAAAGAGCGGGGACAUCCACUCUUGCUGUUUUAUUUGAAUCAAUAACAUACUGGAUAUUAGCCAUAUUAUUUAAUGCUCUCAGCAGACAUCCAGCUAAUGAAUGCUCCAUUUCUGUUGAAUUCUUUUUUUUUUUUUCUGUCUACUGUUGCACACAUUAAAGAGGAACAAUACAACGUACACUAGAACUGCAGGAUCUUUGUAAUCUGCCAAGACACCCGUCUGCUUUACGGGUGACUUUUACUUUAUAUGUUUUAUGUUCAGACGUGUGUGUGUGUGUGUGUUGACAAGUGUAUGAGGCAGAAAGUGCCUUUAAAGUAAUUAAACAUUCCUCCAUAGUGAGCCACCAUGUUUCUUGCAUCAGUUGAGGAUAGAAAAAAAGAAAUGUCUUUGUGCCAUUGCUGUGUCUGUUAAGACAUGCCCUUUUUGUUUUCACAUUUCGGUGUUGUUUAUUUGCACAGUGAAGAAAAUAUCAAACAUUGCUGUUGUGGUCAGUGAUGUCGCAGAAUGUUACGGUU